Molecule: messenger RNA, 2080 nt
Organism: Dromaius novaehollandiae (emu)
Lineage: Eukaryota; Metazoa; Chordata; Aves; Casuariiformes; Dromaiidae
Product: pancreatic lipase-related protein 2-like
Exons: 13
Coding region: 51-1514 (487 amino acids)
Biological process (GO): lipid metabolic process
Molecular function (GO): protein binding; triacylglycerol lipase activity
Source: RefSeq, a predicted model, not a curated record
AAAAAAAAAAAGCUUCUGUUUGUCAAGGCAAGGAAGACAAUCUUUAAAAGAUGCUCAGAGGAUAUCCCACAUACUCAAAAUCUCCAUUGCAAACAAAAAGAAUUCCAAAGAUGUUUGCAGUAUGGAUUACUACUCUUUCUCUUCUUGAUGCAGCCAGAGGAAGGCAAGUUUGCUACAAAAGGCUUGGAUGCUUUACAGAUAAUCCGCCUUGGUCUGGGAUUCCAGAAAGACAACUGGCAGGUUUGCCUAGCCCUCCAGAAGCUGUGAAUACCAAUUUCCUACUUUACACUAGAGACAACAUCAUGAGAUAUCAAAAGAUUUCUGCUACAAAUCCUUCAACUAUCAAAGCUUCAAAUUUUCAAAUACACAGGAAAACUCGCUUCAUUAUACAUGGCUAUCUUGCUGCAGCAGACAUCUCCUGGAUAACAGAUAUGUGCAGGUUAAUGUUUCAUGUUGAAGAUGUGAACUGCAUCUUGACUGACUGGAGAGGUGGUUCUAGUGGUUUGUACACUGAAGCAGUGAACAACGUCCGCAUUGUGGGGGCUGAGCUAAUAUAUUUUGUGAACCUUCUUGAGAAAGACUAUGGCUACCCUCCUGCCAAGAUUCAUUUAAUUGGCCAUAGUCUUGGAGCACAUGCUGCAGGGGAGGCAGGGAGAAGGAAACCUGGCAUUGGAAGAAUAACAGGUUUGGAUCCAGCUGGGCCUCUUUUCCAGUAUACACCAACAAUGGUUAGGCUGGAUCCUUCAGAUGCAAAAUUUGUUGAUAUAAUUCACACACAUGCUGGUCAUCUGCUCUUUGACUUUGCUCCAGGGAUUCUUCAGACUUGUGGCCACCUGGAUUUUUACCCAAAUGGUGGGAAGAAAAUGCCAGGAUGUGAGGAACUUCGUGCACCUCCUGCAACUUGGAAUAUCGAUGCCCUUAUGAGAGAAUAUAGAUCUAUUGGAUGUGGACAUAAAAGAAGUCUCCAGUAUUAUGCUGAAAGCAUUAUCACUCCAAAUGGCUUUGUUGGGUAUCUGUGUGAAACAUACCGAGAUUUUGUAUCAGGAGCCUGCUUUCCAUGUCCCAAGGAAGGAUGCCCACUGAUGGGUCAUUAUGCUGAUAAGUUUUCACAUAAAACUGGGAAAGAACAGCAAAAGGUUUUUUUAAAUACAGGGCCCCUCCCUCCAUAUGCUCGCUGGCGAAAAGAGAUAUGUGUCAGAGUAUCUGCAACAGAAACCGUGACGGGAGAAAUAGAUGUAGCCUUGACUGGAACUAAUGGGAUCAGGAGAAAAUAUACAAUCGACAAGGGAACUUUCAAACCAGGCAACACAUAUUUGAACUAUAUCGAUAUAGAAAUUUCUAGGAACAUUUCAGAAGUUGAGUUUCUCUGGAAAAAGCAUCCAGGUCAUUUAUGUAGAGGCUGUAUGGGAGCUGAAGAAGUCACAAUAAUAUCUGGGGAAAAUGGAAAUGUGUCUACAUUUUGUGGCCAUGGAACUGUGCAGUCAAGCACAUGGCAAACUCUGACACCUUGCUAAGACUUCAAUGAAAACACUGCGUUUGUCUGCUGUGGUAACGUUCACAGCCUAGAGGAAACAAUUUUUUCAGUCAGUGGCAAACCGUUAACAAGGGUCUUUCAAUAGAUAUCAAAAAUUUGCUCAGUCCUCUGCAAAAGUUUUAUUUACAAAUUCAUGUUUUCAGCUUUUCUCCGUGAGGAGGAGUUGUGCUUCUCUGAAGUUCCAGUUACAAUGACACCUAGUGGGUAUUUUACUAGUAAUACUCUCAUGCAGUUUGAUUGUAUUUCAGAAUAAAUGGGGAAAACACUAAAAUAGGAAAAAAGAGAGCCAGGCAACUCGCCUUUGAAAUAUACUUAAUUAUCAUAGAAGCUUCAAGGAAAAAAAUAAAAUAAAAAGGAUUAUAUAGAGACAUAUUCUUUAAUAGUAUCCUUUUCCUGAAUAACUAAGCAGGCACUUUCAUGCUUUCUGGAGCAUCUGACUGUAUAUCAGGUAUUUGAAGAAUAAUUUUAGAUAUAAAAAUAUUCAGAGCUUGAAUGGCAUUGCCUUAUUUGUGUCCUUUCUUCCUGAAGAACACAUUUAAACCAACA